Molecule: messenger RNA, 2067 nt
Organism: Coturnix japonica (Japanese quail)
Lineage: Eukaryota; Metazoa; Chordata; Aves; Galliformes; Phasianidae
Gene: STX3
Product: syntaxin 3
Biological process (GO): intracellular protein transport; exocytic insertion of neurotransmitter receptor to postsynaptic membrane; vesicle fusion
Cellular component (GO): SNARE complex; plasma membrane; postsynapse
Molecular function (GO): SNARE binding; SNAP receptor activity
Source: RefSeq, a predicted model, not a curated record
UGCGGUGCGCAUGCGCAAAUGAGCUCCGCCCAGCCGAAGGCUCACAGAGCGCCGCGCCCCACUGCGGGCGGCUCUUAAAGGGACAGGCCGCCUUUUUCUGACCGCCUCCGUGCACUCGUGCGCCGUCGUGCCCCGGCCGCGCGCUGCUGCCCCAGCCGUGCCCCACACGCCAGCCACGGCUCAGCGAUGUCCGCUGGGUCUUUCCCUCCAGUCGUGUCCCCCAGCCUGUGUCCCCCCACGCGGGACCCCUGCCCACGGACACGUCCCCCAGCUCACGUCCCCUAACCGUGGCCGUUCUCCCAAGUUCGAGCCCCCUAUACACGGCCACGUCCCCCCAACCUGCAUCCCAUAGUUCAUGUGCUCUACCCACGGCCAUGUCCCCCGCUUCAUGUCCCCUAACCAUGGCCACAGCCCCGGCCCGUGUCCCCUACUGUGAGCCACAUCUCCAACCCGUGCCUCCCAUCCAUGGCCACGUCCCACGGCCCGCGUCCUUCACCCUCAGCCACAUCCCCACCUUGUGUCCCCCCGCCCGUUCCCUCCACCCAUAGCCGUGUCCCCACUUCGUGUCCCAACACUCCCAUCCCUUAUCCAUGUCCCUGUCCUCCAACCCACAUCCCACCACUCACAUCCCCUACCCAUGGCCGUGUCCCCCUGUCCCUCACCACCCCCUGUCCCCCAUCCUGUGCCGGGGCCACCUGUAGGCUGUGGUGACACUGCUGUCACUGGCACCUUUGUCACCCCCCCUCGGGUGCCUGGAUCACACGUGGCUGGUGCGGGCAGCCCCGCCUCAGCCUUGCCCUCGUCGAGUGCCCAUCAGCGGGGAUUAGCGGGGCUGAUGUAGGACGGCAGCGGGCGGGCGGCGAGUCCUGGCAGCCCGGCACCAUGCGGGACCGGCUGGAGCAGCUCCGGGCGAAGCAGGAUGCUGAGGAUGACACCGACGAGCUGGAAAUCGCCAUCGACAACACAGCCUUCAUGGAUGAGUUCUUUGCCGAGAUCGAGGAGACGAGGCAGAACAUUGACAAGAUCUCAGAGAACGUGGAGGAGGCCAAGAAGCUCUACAGCGUCAUCCUCUCGGCCCCCAUCCCCGAGCAGAAGACCAAAGAUGAGUUGGAGCAGCUGACGACUGACAUCAAGAAGAUGGCCAACAGCGUGCGCAACAAGCUGAAGAGCAUGGAGAGGAACAUAGAGCAGGAUGAGGCCCGCUCCUCCGCUGACCUGCGCAUACGCAAGUCCCAGCACUCAGUCCUGUCCCGAAAGUUCGUUGAUGUGAUGACCAAGUACAACGAGGCGCAGGUUGACUUCAGGGAGCGCAGCAAAGGCCGGAUCCAGCGGCAGCUGGAGAUCACUGGCAAGAACACGACGGAUGAGGAGCUGGAGGAGAUGCUGGAGAGCGGGAACCCCGCCAUCUUCACCUCAGGGAUCGUGGACUCGCAGAUCUCAAAGCAGGCGCUGAGUGAAAUCGAGGGGCGGCACAAGGACAUCGUGCGGCUGGAGAGCAGCAUCAAGGAGCUGCACGACAUGUUUGUCGACAUCGCCAUGUUGGUGGAGAACCAGGGAGCCAUGAUCGACCGCAUAGAGAACAACAUGGACCAGUCCGUCGGCUUCGUGGAGCGAGCCGUGGCUGACACCAAAAAGGCCGUCAAGUACCAAAGUGAAGCCAGGAGGAAGAAGAUCCUGAUCAUGAUUUGCUGCAUUAUCCUUGUCAUCAUCUUGGCUUCCAGCAUUGGUAGCAUCUUCGCCUGACACGGCAGCCACUCCCCACAGGUGGCCUUUCCCCAUCCUGUUCGAUGAUCCCACCCGUGGCCCUGGGACCCACCUGCCAAGCCCUGAGGACGUCACCCAGAGGUCCCCCCUCACCCGCUGUCCUCACACCAGGGUCCCACAGCUCUUUAUUUGCGCCAGCACAGAGCCCAGCCACAGCCAGGGCUCUGCUUUGCCUGGUGGUGAAAGGAGCAGCUCAGCCCUCACUCAGAGCUCGCCUGCAGCCGUUCCUCUUCAGUGCUGCUCUCCAGAUGUGCCGACACCCGCACCACGGCCCUCCUCCCCAAUAAAGAGAUCAAUCACUUA